Molecule: messenger RNA, 1112 nt
Organism: Penaeus monodon (black tiger shrimp)
Lineage: Eukaryota; Metazoa; Arthropoda; Malacostraca; Decapoda; Penaeidae
Source: RefSeq, a predicted model, not a curated record
GUGCGAGGCGCGGUGGGUGACCGGCCCCUGGGAGCACUGCUCGACCACGUGCGGGCCCGCCGGCGUGCAGGAGCGCGAGGUGGCCUGCGUGUCGAUGCCGCAGGCCGACUCGGCCAACUGGACGGCGGGCAUCGUGGACCCUGCGCGGUGCAGCGCCAUUCCGAUGCCCGAGGCCGUGCGCGAGUGCCUGCGGGAGCCAUGCCCCGCGCACUGGAUGCCCCUCGGCUGGGGCCAGUGCUCGACCUCGUGCGGCGCGGGGACGCAGGCGCUGCAGUGGGAGUGCGUGGGCGGCGGCGGCAACGAGGUCACGUACGACUGCGGGCCGCGCCCUCGGCAGACGCGCGCCUGCGAGGACAACCCGGCGUGCCCGCCCCUGCCCUGCCAGAGCGACGCCUCCGAGUUCUGCCAGCUGCCCGUCCUGCACCGGUACUGCAAGGUGCCCAAGUACCGCGAGCUCUGCUGCCACACCUGCGCCAACGUCCUGGUGUGAGGCCGACGGCGACGGCGGCGGAGGGACGCAGGCAGCGAGACAGUCAGUGCGACGGUGCACCGGGACAGGAGAUACUUGUGAUAGACAGACGAGAUUGUGUGACUCUUAUUUAAAUAAAAGACUUCACGGAGAAGGGACACAAGGGGUAAACACGGGGAAGCGGGAGAAGGAGAAGGAGAGAGAAUAGGGAGAAGGAGGGAGCGGGAGAGGGGAAUGCGAAGCGGAGAAACGCAACUGCCGAUUACAAAGCUUUACACUGGGGGGUGGGGCGGGGGGAGGGAGGGCACCCCAGCAGCGGCCGGCCAGACCCGCCCCGUCAGGAGAGGCGUCGCAGGGGCGCCCUGACGCAGCGAGCAAGUCUGGCGGCGACGCGGCCGUGCGUAGUGCGAGACUGAGCGAGUAUUUAAACGUUUGUUCUGCUGCGGCGACGGAGGCCGAGGGGCGCGAGGGAGGGCCUCUGUGGGCGGCGGUCACGGCGCCCGAAGCGAAGCAUGAUGGGCCUCUGAUAGCAGCUGUAGUGUAGUGUGUCAUAGGCUGCAUAUGUACAUAAUGCUUGCAUGUAUAGUAUGUGUAUGUAUAUAUAUAUAUAUAUAUAUAUAUAUAUAUAUAUAUAUAUAUAUAU